AUGGUGACAGGGGAUCCGUGCAUAGAUCUGGAACCUAUAAUAAUGUUUCUUGAUCGAUUCAGUUGGGUGUAUUCUUUUCGUUGGAUCAGUUCGACCGUACGGGACAAGCAUAUCUAUGAUUUAGAAUCUGCUUUGCACAAGAUUCCCAUCUCGUGGAUCGAACCUCUGAAAGGUGCUUCAAUGGAAGACUUAAAGGAUCUAGUUCGUGGCACGUCAGAGAACAACAACUAUCCCUGGCCAUCAGAUUUGCAACAAUUUGCCGCGGAAUGCCGUCGGUUCACUCGUCUGAUUUCUCAGAAUGUCUGCAUUCCACCCACAUGGCUUUCCAAAUCAACAGUGUCGUUCAAUCGUACCACUAACUGUGUGGAUUUUGUUCCGGAUCUGGCCUCCUUCGAGCCCCGAACCACCGGCAUUUUGUACAUGACCCCGAAAAAAUCCCACGAGGUGGCUCGUAUGACAGCAUUUCUACAAAGCUUAUUGUUUGAGCAAACUGAUUUGUUAGGCGUUGAAACUGUCACCGAGCAGGACGUCAAAGCGACAGACGGUAAUGUUUGCCUUACCGGAACGUUCCAAACCGGUUCGCUUCUUCACCAAUCCGGGUCAAACAUGCCAAUGAAACACGGUAUGUAA
Messenger RNA from Echinostoma caproni, 630 nucleotides. Lineage: Eukaryota; Metazoa; Platyhelminthes; Trematoda; Plagiorchiida; Echinostomatidae. The record is from the annotation of a GenBank genome assembly.